Pedinophyceae sp. YPF-701 is the source of this 288-nucleotide messenger RNA. The record is from the annotation of a GenBank genome assembly. Lineage: Eukaryota; Viridiplantae; Chlorophyta; Pedinophyceae.
AUGCCCCAUUUUCCGGGCCCGCCGUCCCUCCACUCGCUGUGCAUCGACAAGGUGGCCAACCGUAUUGGGGACUGCGAAUCACUCGAGGGGCUCCCCGAGGACAUCGUCUGCGCGAUAUUCGUGAGGGUGCUGGAGCUGGGGAGGCUCACCCCGCGCGCGCUGCGGCUGUUCGAGAGGACGCAGCACCCGCUCAUCGUCCAGGCGAUCCGGUCGCUCAACAUCCAGACGCUGCCGGCGCCGGACUACUCGUGGGACGGGCGCUGGCUCGGACAGCGGCCCCCGCCGUAG